ACUUAACCGCGUUGUGUUUGGAAAAAUCCGACAGUAUCAACCAGGGGAAGGACAAACUGCUCACUGAGGACGGGAACAUUACAACUAAUCAUCGGUGGAACAACAAAUAAACAACAAGGGAAUAAGUAAACAGUAAACAAGGGUGGACUGAGAGCAGAUAAUGGAGCGAUACGACGACCUGGACCUGGAUCUGGAGUGUGAUGGAGGAGGCGUCGCUCAAAAAGCGGCGUUAUUUGGUGGGAUGUUCAAAAGAUCCUUUAAGGUUGCAGAACCAUCUGUCCAAGCACAGGACAGUUUAUCGACCAACGGUGAACUUUCAAAGAGCAGCGAUAGUCUGACUGACAGCAGCGCCAAGGAGAAAGGAGGCAUCUUUAAGGGAAUGUUUAAGAAGACGACCAAAGCUGCCAAAGAGGGCCAGCCUCAGGACACCCUCUCAAUACAAAAUCCUGAACUGUCUGUCAGCAGUGACAGCUUAACAGAGUCCUCAAAGGAAAAAUCAGGUGUGUUGGGUGGGAUACUGAAACGAUCUCCUAAACCAGGACAUGCCCGGAGGCCUUCGCAGGAUCUUUUGGACAACGAGUUCACAGCCAGUAACGACAGUCAGUCUGAAAACACCACAACUAAAGAGACAGGAGGGAUAUUCAGUGGGAUGUUUAAAAAACCCUCAAAGCCUUUUGGAGCAAAGACCCAAUCUGAGGAUGAUUUGUCUGCACCCAGUGAGCUCUCAGGCAGCAGCGACAAUAUUUCUGUGAAUAGCAACACUAAGGAGACAGGAGGGAUGUUCAGUGGGAUGUUUAAAAAAUCCCCAAAGCCGUUCGGAUCCAGGACGCAAUCUCAGGAUGAUUUGUCUGCACCCAGUGAGCUCUCAGGCAGCAGCGACAAUAUUUCUGUGAAUAGCAACACUAAGGAGACGGGAGGGGUGUUCAGUGGGAUCUUUAAAAAAUCCCCAAAGCCUUUUGGAGCCAGGACCCAAUCUCAGGAUGAUUUGUCUGAACCCAACGAGCUGUCCGGCAGCAAAGAUAAUCUUUCUGAGAGUAACAACACUAAGGAGAAAGGAGGAAUCUUUAGUGGUGUGUUCAGAAAGAAAGUUGCCAAAUCUCAGUCUAAGGAUGAUCUGUCUGUGGAUACUGAACUCUCUGCCAGCAGUGACAGUCUCAUGGAGACGUUUUCAAAGAGGGAUGAAGAAAAGACUGAACACUCAGGGGACUCCAGUGAGAAUACUACUGCAGAGAAACCCAAAGCUAAGCAGAACGGUUUCAGUGCGAUGAUGAAGAGCACGUUCUACACUGACAAACAGGAGAAGAACGCUGACUCUGACUGUGAGGAGAUAAUGGACAAUGGAGAGGGCCAGCACGGUCACAAACAGAGUAAAUUUGCUGAGGCAAUGACAAAGCUGAAUCCAUUCCGAUCUGCCAACAAACCUGAGAAGCAGGAAGGCUCAGAUGACGAGGAUCCACCUGCGAGCAGCGAGAAGUCGUCAGGCAGCAAACAGAAAGACACCGAAGACACAGGGGACGAGAAACAAGUGGAAGAGAAGCCGAAAGUGGUCAAAAGCAACAUGAUCCAGCAAGAGAGGAAGGAAAGAAGUGAAACACCACCGGUUCCACCCAGACCGUCUAAAGAGGAGAUGAAGAGGACGUCUACAUCUGGCAAAGUAAAACCAAGAGGAACUGAGGAUAAUCUGGAUAACAUGACCUCCAGAGAGGAAAAAGCAAAAGCAGAAGAAUCUCCCGUAGUUCCAGCCAGACCGACAGAAGAGGAGCUGAGCAGAGCAGCGAAACAUAGUCAGCAAAAGCAGAAGAGCAACCAUCAGAGCCAAUCAGACGAUGAAGGCCUCAACAAAGAUAAAAACACAACCGAGAUGAAAAAACAAAAGCACCAUAACCCGUUUAUGCAGCGUGCUGCAGCCAAGGCUCCGUCUGAUGAUGAAGGGCUGAAAGAAGAAGAUGAUUCUUCAUCAAAAGAGGAGAAGAAAGAUGAGGAGGGCAAAGACAAAACAGAAGAGACCAAAGUCAAGAAACCUAGGAGACACAAUCCCUUCAUGCCUCGAGUCAAGGCUUCGUCUGAUGAUGAGGGGUUGAAAGAGGAAGAAGAAUCUUCAUCCAAAGAUGAGAAGAAAGAUGAGGAGGGCAAAGACAAAACAGAGACCAAAGUCAAGAAACCUAAGAGACACAAUCCCUUCAUGCCUCGAGUCAAGGGCAGACAGAAGCAGGAUGGAGCUGCAGGCACAGCCGAGAAUGAAGGUGGCAACAGAUCCUUGUUUGACCGGCUGGAAGACUUCCGUAUUGAUCCAGCACAGCCUGAAGAUGGACAGGAUGUGGAGAAUCUUAUGGAUUGGUGGAACACAGUGGAGUCUUGGGAAGACACGCCUCAAGAUGAUGACAUGACAGAAAAAGAAGAGGCCAAGGCGUUUGCUCUGACGGCAGACAAGGUGCAGAAGGGCAUUCGUGUCUUCAACAAACUGUUCUCGGAGCGUGCCGAGAGCCUCUGGCAGCACGUCAUCGACCUCAACACCAUCGCCGACGGCCUGGACAAGUUCAGCAAGAACACAAAGAUCGCUCAAAUCACCGGCGGCUCUACCAGCGCCAUUGGAGGCGUGGCCACUAUCGCUGGCCUUGCCCUGGCACCGGUCACCUUCGGAACCUCUCUGAUUGUGACGGCGGUGGGAUUGGGUGUCGCCACAGCGGGCGGUCUCACAUCAGCAGGUGCCGGCAUCUCCAACCAGGUCAACAACUCGAUGGACCGCAAGAAGGUGGAGAAGAUUGUGCAGGACUAUCAGGAGAAGAUGGUCGACCUCAACAAGUGCCUGAAAUUCAUCAAGCAGGGUAUCGAGAACCUGAAGAAGUUCGACCUGAUGAAGAUGAAAGAAAGCGCCUACAACCGCGACUUCCCUGUGCUCAGUAGUAGCUUCUACGAGGAUGGCGCCAUGGCAGGAAAGGCGAUCCUCAUCAACGCCAAUGAGAUCAUGCGUGUGGUGCAAAUUGCCAACGUGGCGGGCAGCACAGCAGCCAGAGCGGUCCAGAUCGCCAGCAUGGCCACUGGCGUGCUCACCGGUCUCUUCGUAGGCAUGGACAUCUACUUUGUGGCCAAAGACUCCAAAGAGCUCAAGAAAGGGGCCAAGUCAGAGUUUGCUGCCAAAAUCAGGGAGGUGGCUACGCAGCUGCACGACGGUCUGGUGGAGCUCAACGGGAUCCGAGAGGAGCUGCAGUCCACCGCACCAGAAAACCAGGACGAAGGCAAUGAUACAGCUCCUUUGGACAGUGACAAGAAAGUGAAAGGUGACAAGUAUGACAGUUCAGAUGAAGAUGAGAUCGACCGCAUUAAAAAAGCCAUUAAGAAGGACAUUGAGAGCCGAGAAUAUGUUUGAUAGAAACUGGUACAAAAAGGCCUGAAACUGUGCUUCAUCAUUAAGUUUUUAACAAUGGAAAGAUUCAAGCAUUGUCACUUUCUCACUUCCCCUAUGAAACUCCUCCAGUGUUUUUGAAAGUACAUACUCAAAACUCCAGCAUACUGGGGCAUUAUUAGCAUCUAAGAGGUGGUUGGUGCCAAUUUCUUUGAAAUGGAAAAACUGCAAUCAUUAUUACUAUGUUACAUCUCCAAAGAGGGGUACUUCACUCUUGAUGCAAUACACUGGUUUCUUAAUCUUCUGGACUUUUCUUUUAGGGAGCCGACUUCUUGAAUCUAAAGACAGCAUUUACACUACUGGGAGGAACUGAGGUUUUGUGGCAGAUUAAGUAUCAGAUCUGCUUCUCUAGGCAAUUGUGCCAACGCUUAAAACUGCCAUGUUGUCUGUAAGAAAAUGGGAUUCAAAGAUUGAAUUUAAUCAUGUAUUUUGUUUGUACAGUUGUAGAUGAAUUAAAGAAACACAAUACUUUUACUGCAGGUGUAGAGAUUGUGUAUACUCUUAGGGAUUAGUGCCUUUUAUUCUUUAUGAAGCAUUAGAGAUGAGAGUACGAUGCGACGUAGCAUUAGUCUGUUUCCUUACGUUGUUUUAUUUGGGUGUACAGAGCUGCAACAAAACCCCACAUCCCCAGCUUGAGGUUUUGGAUCUGAUGUGGGAUGUUUGACAGUCUUGUUUGGCUUGAUGACAUUGGUCUCAUUUUGAAGAAUGAUAGUAAUAAGCUUUGUUUUUGAUUGUUUUCAUAAAGAGCCGAUAAAAUGACACAAUUAUAGAGAGAAAGAACAAGGAUUGGGUUGAACCAACUGUGUGCAAAGUCUUACUAGCUGGUUUCAAACUAUUGAUUCACUAAACUGGGUUGUACCAUUAAAAUUUAAGGGAUGUCUUGGCUCCUGAAGACUUUAUUAAGGUGUAAAUUGGCUGUUAGGAAACGUCUGUAGUGUCAAAAACAGGAGGUCACAAGCUCUAACAUAACUUAAAACGUUAUUUGGUCAUUUUAAAUAAUUAUUAAAGAGCCUUUUUAUCAGGUGUCUGGUCAGAUAUGUUAACCAUAUGUCAUAUUAUCUCAGUAUAAACAGGUGCUACAUUAGCAAAUUAACGUUAGCUUUGUCAGUUGGUUCAGUGAGCUAGGCGACAGUUACGCCUGGCACCAGCUACCGGAUGUGUACAUUUAGUAGCAGCUAAUCUCUAUUUAAGAAAUAGUUUUUGUGGGGCAACCUGUUUUAAUUUAGUUAUUUGUAAAUCUUGGCUUAGUAAACACAGUAGAACCCGAGUGAUAUGCUAUAAUGGAGACCGAUAUGGUUGCUGAUAAUGAAAACAGACAUUUUCUAUGUGGAUUGUGCACCGAUAUGACUAUGCAUAGGUACUCAGAAGGCUGCUUUCUUCAAUAAAUAACUUUAUUAAAGAAUAUUUAAGUUAAAUAUUUUACAUGUGAUAACAUAAGCCAACUGAUACAAUGGCCUGGUUCUACUUUGAAGUGCUGGUGCAACCGGCUCCAAAAUAAUACAACGAGGGGAAGACGCAAACUGAGGUGAACUUGUAGAACUAAAUGGGGAAAAAUGUUUUUUCUUUAAAGACUCCUGCAAGUUUAAAUUGGUUUUCAAUCACGUCUUCUGUCAUUUUUGAUGUUUUAGUGUUUUCCAAUGGUUUUUAAUAGUGUAAAAUGGUCGAUUAUAAAACUGACGACACAAGACUUAAAAACCAGUCAGGAUUGUGUCCGCCUGUCCCG
Molecule: messenger RNA, 5126 nt
Organism: Morone saxatilis (striped sea-bass)
Lineage: Eukaryota; Metazoa; Chordata; Actinopteri; Moronidae
Gene: apol1
Product: apolipoprotein L, 1
Exons: 37
Coding region: 161-3367 (1068 amino acids)
Biological process (GO): lipoprotein metabolic process; lipid transport
Cellular component (GO): membrane; extracellular region
Molecular function (GO): lipid binding
Source: RefSeq, a predicted model, not a curated record